AUGGCGAAGUUCGCGGAGCUCUUUGUCAAGCAGGAAGUAGUCGGUGGAAGGCUGAUUAUUGUGAUGAAUGGCUUCGAUGGGCUCAGCACCCACGAAGUUUCUUUUCUCAACUUGCUCGAGGCCCACACUGAAAUGUGUGAUUUGUUUGCUUUUGCAGAUGAUCCCCGCGACGAGUCCCAACCUCGGCGUUUCUUCCAGGCGAACACUGAGCAGGUUUGCCAGAUCAUUCGAGGAGAUAUCAAUCUUAUCGAUGGUCAGGAAGAUGUCGACGAGCUGGAAUCUGGCAGUGGAUCUGGCAUUAGGACUCUCGAAUUAUUUCAAGGCCUGAGGAAGAUAACCAAGAAUCGAAAUGUCAACCCUAAGACGCGAAACUUGGGUAAAUAUCCCUGCAAUGGAAAAUGUGGCGAGAAGGACUGCAAGCAAAAGUUCGCGACAAAUUACGAGCCCAGCUAUCACUUGCACCGCGCCAAAAAGGACAAUCUCGAAUGCCGACUGGGCUGCGGGCAGAAAUUCACAAAGCCAUACAGCCGGGACAGGCACGAGAAGGAUACUUGCAAGAAGCGGCCGGGUUUCGAAGAGAAGAAGCAAAAGCGUGCUCGCAAGCGCCCGGCGGAGGCACCACUCCCUCGAACCUCCGAUGGUGGCCGUCUUGAUUACAGCGGUGCCAUUUCAAAUCCCGCACUGGCUCAGAACAUGCCUAUCAUCAUCACCGAUGAGGCAGUGCUGACUGCGAAUGGGCUGCCCACAGAUGCAGCUUAUCGCGGAGACGUGAUUUAUCGCGGAGAGCGUGUUUGCAGGUGGCCGGACUGCGAAAAACGUCGAAAAGUCUAUUCGGGCUUCUCGCAGCUUCGACCUGGCAUCAGCAUGAAUUCCCAAAGCAUACUGUGGGGAAGGCUCAUCAAUAUGUCAAAAAGCAGCUUGAGGAUGGUCUCCAGUAUUUUUCGUUCUCGGCACAGGGCAUCACUGAUGUGGGGAAUUCGUGGCCCGAAAGCUGUUGACGCGGCUUUCUUUUCUUUUUUCCAGGAUGGAGAUGCGACGGAGUCAGACCAGGGGAAGAGUGGGCUCGGGAACUCACGAGUAUGA
Molecule: messenger RNA, 1083 nt
Organism: Penicillium waksmanii
Lineage: Eukaryota; Fungi; Ascomycota; Eurotiomycetes; Eurotiales; Aspergillaceae
Exons: 2
Coding region: 1-1083 (360 amino acids)
Source: RefSeq, a predicted model, not a curated record